Messenger RNA from Ahaetulla prasina, 2954 nucleotides. RefSeq names its product fibroblast growth factor 4 (gene FGF4). Lineage: Eukaryota; Metazoa; Chordata; Lepidosauria; Squamata; Colubridae. The record is from RefSeq and is a predicted model, not a curated record. The transcript is spliced from 3 exons. The coding region runs from base 672 to 1262 and encodes 196 amino acids. Gene Ontology annotation, molecular function: fibroblast growth factor receptor binding; growth factor activity. Gene Ontology annotation, cellular component: cytoplasm. Gene Ontology annotation, biological process: positive regulation of gene expression; cell differentiation; positive regulation of protein phosphorylation.
GUAAGGGAAGGCUCGUGUAUUUUUUUUUAAGUUGACAUAUAUUCCCUCCUCCUUUCUCCUCCCUUCCCCCCCCCCCACAACUUCUAAGACCCAAUUGGUUGUGAUGGACCAUGUCGGGGUGAUCAUUUCGCGUCCAGUUCAACUCUCUUGUAGGCAGCAAUAGGUGGUGAUGUAAUAGGUAUCAAGGCCCGCUGGAUAUAUAAACGUCGUGGUUUCGGGGGAGAAGGGCCAUGAGGGAGCGCGCCGAGAAGGUCCCCACUUGACAGAAGCGGAGAUCAAGUUCAGAAGAAGCUGCCGGCGGAGUCGAUCUUUGCUGCCAGCCCGCCCCACCGGUUGCGCACCGGAUUCCUCUUCCAUGCGAUCUAAGCAGCGGUUCUCCAGUUCCACGGGGUGCUGAGUUACUUGCCCGCCCGCCCUCACCCCCACCCACGAAAUAUCUACAUAUAUAUUUCGUGUAUCGUAUAUAUAGUAUAUAUAUAAAUGUAUUUAUAAAGUAUAUAUACAUAUAUAUAUAGAGAGAGAUUUGCUUGUUGGUCUUUCCUGCACCCACCCCCACCCCCAGCCCACCCCGCUCUUGGGAUCUAAGUCUGGGGCAGGAGUUUCGCCGGAGAGGUGUAUUUUUAGCCGCUUGCCUCCCCUGGAACCACGUGUGCCGCCCUCGUUCGGUCAGGAUGACUGGUCCCUGUCCGGCCUGCUGGCCAGCCUUGCUCCUGGGACUGCUGUCGCCCUGGCUAGCGGGACGCUGCAUGCCCGUCUUCGCCCAGCAGCACAACGACACCCUGGAGUGGCGCUGGGAGACUCUCUUCUCGCGCUCCAUGGCCAGGCUCCCCGCCGGGGAAAGGAAUUUGCUCAGCCGGGACGGGGACUAUCUGCUGGGCAUCAAGAGGCUGCGGCGCCUCUACUGCAACGUCGGCAUCGGGUUUCACAUCCAGGUCCUGCCGGACAGCCGGAUCAACGGGAUCCACGACGAGAACCGAUACAGUUUGCUGGAAAUCUCUCCAGUGGAACGUGGAGUGGUUAGCCUUUUUGGUGUUAAAAGUGGACUUUUUGUAGCAAUGAAUGGCAAAGGCAAACUCUAUGGAUCUAGCCAUUUUGGUGAUGAGUGUAAAUUCAAAGAGAUUCUGCUGCCGAACAACUACAAUGCCUAUGAGUCCCAGAUCUAUCCUGGGAUGUACAUGGCCCUGAGCAAAAAUGGAAGAACCAAGAAAGGCAACAAAGUGUCUCCCACCAUGACAGUGACACAUUUUCUUCCCAGGAUUUGAGAACUAUCCCUUCAGAGCUACCUCAGGGCAGAAGGAAAAGGCAAGGCCCAAUUGCGAGAAUGGAAGAGGGAGCGGGCGAAAUCUAUGGUGCACUUUUCUUUGAGAGUUUUAUGCAAGAGUAGAUGUAACAUAUUUAAAUUAUUGAUGUCUGUAUAUAUUGCCAGAAAGUUAUUUAUAGUUCUGAUCAUUUUUUUAAAAAAAAAUUCCUAAAAGAAAAGAAAUGAAAGAAAGAACCUUCUACAAAACCAAACCUCCAACCUAAGCUAUUCAUUACACAGUGUAACAGUGGAAGACUCUUGCAUUGUGGUUUAUUUAAUCUUAUCUUUGUUUUGGGGUAAGUUAUCACAGGUGUGCUGCUAUUAUGACUUUUUAAAUGUGAAAUCUGAUUCCUAUAUGCUUUGCACUGUUCUGUGCAUUGUACAAUGUUUGUUAGUGGACAUUAAAUUGUGUUUUUUUUUAAAAAACCAAAACAUUGUUUUUAACCAGUUAUGACUGCCAGCAAACAUUUUAGUCUUUACAAAAGAGGCUCAACAAAUCUUCCUCAGUUGUGAUGCCAGCUUAUAGGAACGUACAGCAUCUCUGACCUCCUUUUGUGCAGCGUGGUUAGUUCAUAGAAAUGGUGUCAAUUUACUUCUGCUACAGAAACUGCAGCAUUGAUGUACGCCCUGCAAUGCUCUUUUUAGCUCUGCUACAGUUGAACUCUGAACUUUCUUGCCUUCAAUCCCUCUGGGGCCUGUAGAGCAGAACCCACCAGGCAAAGUAGGAGUAAACCCCAUUGAAAAUCUCUGGAGGUUGCAUGGCAGGAGUUCAUAGUGAAUUGCACUCCAGGUAGACCCUUUUCAAGUUCCAGACUUAAAUUCUCAGCAUUGUGAGAAUGAGGAUUGCCGUGUGAAUAGUAAAAAGCAACAUUCGGAUAUUUUUACUCAUUGUUCGACUUAGGUACAGCGUGGUCUUUUUCUUCUUUCAGCCGUUCACAUUUUGGAAUAGGUUACAAUGAAGAACCUUUAUGUUAAAGACCACAAACCAUCUUUUAAAUGGAAUGAUAUUACAGGUAGUCUGGCAGUUGGCACUAGGACUUCCAUUGUUAGAACUUCCAAUCAUUAAGUGAGCCAUCAUAUGACUGCAUCUGAUUUUACAACCUUUUUUUUUUUUUUGGCCACAGUCAUUAAGUAAAUCACACAUUAAGUGAAUCCAGUUUCUCUCACUGAUUUUGCUUGACGGAAGGCAGCUGGGAAAGUCACAACUGAUAGUCACAAGACCCCAGGAUGCUUCAACUGCUGUAAAUGCAUGUUGGUUGUCAAGUACCUGAAUUACGAUCGCAUGACUGUAGGGAUGCUACAAUGUUCAAAAAGUCAAGAACUAGUUGUAAAUCACUUUGCCGUUAGAACUUUGAAUGGUUGCUGGUCAUAAAUCAAGAAUUACCAACUGCAUGGCUUUAGUAACACUUGAAAAUCUCUCUCUUUCAGGCCAGAUUUCCACAUAGUUGUAAGCCACUGUUUUUUAAAGAAGUGCUGUUCAAAUGAGCAUAUUUAGCUCUUCCUUUCAAUGAGCUGAUUAACAAACUAGGUCUGUGAUGAUGAACCUAUGGCCAGAGUUUUGCACGCAGCGCCGUCUCCGAUGGCACAAGAACCAUCACCCCAGUUGAGCUCCGCUGCGCAUGCGCGCACGCCUGUUCAGCUGGUCUUUGGGUCU